Molecule: messenger RNA, 2707 nt
Organism: Mycetomoellerius zeteki
Lineage: Eukaryota; Metazoa; Arthropoda; Insecta; Hymenoptera; Formicidae
Gene: Pten
Product: phosphatase and tensin-like protein
Exons: 9
Coding region: 674-2449 (591 amino acids)
Biological process (GO): phosphatidylinositol 3-kinase/protein kinase B signal transduction; cell motility; negative regulation of cell population proliferation
Cellular component (GO): plasma membrane; nucleus; cell projection
Molecular function (GO): protein tyrosine phosphatase activity; phosphatidylinositol-3,4,5-trisphosphate 3-phosphatase activity
Source: RefSeq, a predicted model, not a curated record
CAUGCGUGCGAUUACGGGACGGAACAGGACGGAACGAAACGGAACGGAACGAAGAAGAGACCGUGUGCCGCCCGCGGGGGUCGAGAGGCGAGAAAGCGGAGAAAAGACACACAUACACACACGCACGCACACGCUGUCAUGGCGUUAACGUUAACAACGCGUGUCGAGCGUACUACGUGCCGUCGGCGACGCUGCCGCGAAGCAAGGUGCCGGUAAUACACCGCCGUUCCGCCGCGGAACAGUCCCCGGGUAACGUAACGCGAGAACGACGGCGAUCAGUCGUCCGUCCAUCCGAACGGGAGAGAGAAAGAGAAUGUCUAUCUGAGUGGACUACGGAUAAGGAAGUCCGCGGUGGACAAUGCAGCAAGCAGCAAUCCGGAGGCCAGUGUCUUUAGUGAUAGCUGUACAAUUACGGAGCCUGUGAAAGAGUGUAUGGUGUGCAUUUCUUACUUGCGUCAUCUGCCACUGCAAUUGUGUGGACAGAUUCUUCCCAAAGGCUAUAUCAUCGCUUUCUGUGGAGUUUCACUGUUGUGUGUUCUGUGAAAUCCCAUCAGACUGGUGAUGGUGAUAUGUCAUCAUAAAAUGAUCCGCAUCCGAUCAAGAACCAGCACUGAGCUUCAUGGUGGAGAAAUAGGACAUGCUCGAUGAAAAACAUGCCUAAGUAGAGGAACACAUGUUCUGGGAAUUGAUGGGUAUAUGCUUUUCCUGCAGGAGACCCACCAGCGGCAGGUUGAAUAGUAAAAUCUCUGAGCAUAUCUCGGCCUCCGUAACUCCUCUCCAUGUUUGUCUGGAGGAACAAAGAAGACCAGAACUGGGCUCAUGUGACGCCUCACAAGCUCACAAGCCUCAGGUUAAAAGAACCUUUGAGAAUCAAAAGGCAGAAGAAGAGAUUCCCGAGGAGGUGGCGGAAAGUGAUUCGAUCGAAGUCGAAGCAGGAGAGUUAAGACAAAGCCAGCCGAGUAUGGCCAAUACUAUCAGCAACAUGAAGAUGACUAAUCCCAUAAAGGGGCUGGUUAGCAAACGCCGCAAACGUUUCACAGAAGACGGUUUUGAUCUUGAUCUCACAUCGACUGUUAUGACAAUAGAUAUAAAAGAUAGAAAUCAUAUUGAUGACGUUGUUAAACUAUUGGAAUCGAAGCAUAAAGACCAUUAUAAAAUUUAUAAUCUGUGUUCUGAGAGAUCGUAUGAUUGCAAAAAAUUCAAGCAGAGAGUGGCUACUUACGCAUUCGAUGAUCACAAUCCACCAAAGCUGGAGCAGAUUAAGCCUUUCUGCGAGGACGUGCAGUCGUGGUUAUCCCAAGAUAAGGACAAUGUGGCCGCAGUUCAUUGCAAGGCGGGCAAAGGUCGAACGGGUGUAAUGGUGUGCUGCUAUUUACUUCACAGCAAACAGUUUCCCACUGCCACGGAAGCCCUUAAUUAUUAUGGAACUAAACGGACUCACGAUAGGAAAGGCGUAACGAUACCAUCGCAGAGAAGGUAUGUGGAUUAUUAUGCUACCCUCCUCCAAGAAGGUGUCAGUUAUGAACCAGUCACAUUAUUAUUGCGUAAAAUACAACUGGAUCCGGCUCCUAUUUUCAAUGGAGGUCAAGGCUGUCUGCAUUUUGUAAUCUCGGAAUCAAAUAACAGGAUAUUUUCUGAUGAUUAUGAGGUUCGAAAAGGUACAUCUUCUAUAUGCAUCCCACUGCAACACACUGUCGCUCUAAGGGGAGAUAUACGGGUGGAGUUCUAUAAUUAUAAGCCAAAAACGAAAAGAAAGGAAAAGAUGUUUCAUUUUUGGUUUAACACAUUUUUCGUCCGUGAGAAAACGAAUUCCGAAUGCGACAAUGGCGAUUUACAUGUUGAAAGAUCGACGAGGGCAUUUAGCUGCGACGGCACAGCCAUGGAAUUACCGAUGGUUAUGUCGCAUGCGAAACCUAGAACUGGAUCAUUGGCGAGCCUCGGUCCUAUGCCGCCCACUCUCGUUUUACGGAUAGAUAAGUCAGGAUUGGACAAAGUACACAAGGAUAAAAAUCACAAACUAUACAGUCCGGAUUUUAAAGUGAGUCUAUUUAUGCAUAGCGUGGGCGGGAACAUAUCGCCAGCUGUGCCAGCGACGACGAACAGAGGUGGCGAUGGUGUGCAGCUGGGGAUGGGCGGUCAGGAGACGCCGAGCGAGUCGAGCGAGGCGGACAGCAGCGAGUGUGACACUACCGGUGACGAGGACGGUUGGGAAUCCGGUGAGUCCUCUGCAUCCCUGGUGGUGAACCACCAACACCACCACCCUCUUACACACAGCAGUAGCCGUACACACGUUAGCAGUCUCCGUCCGCGAUGCAGUCUCAAGGAGACUGCCAAGAGUCUGCUGUCGCGCAGCGAUAAGAACCGGAACAGUAACAGGCAGGGCGUUUCCGGUGCGAGCGCGAAACGUUCCUCCGCACCGUUCGCUCGCUCAGCCACUCUCGACACGUAGUAGCUUAACAAAUGCUUUCGGGGUACUUAAGAACGGUCGGUGGUGUUUCGCACCGUAACGCGUUUCGCGCUUUCACGAAAUCGCGUGUCUCGCAAAGUCGCGACGUGUGCGUCCUGCUUUUCUUUUGGUUUUUUUUUUCUUUGUGGACGCGCAUUGGACGGCUUAGUACGCGCAAAAUGAUGACUAGAAUCCGGAGAAAUCCAUUCUACGACAUUUUUUUGCAGUAACCUCCGCUCGUUACGUUUCUCUUUCUCUUUU